AUAAAGCAUAAACUGUUUGUUAUGGUUCGGUCCGAGUCUUGAUUCACAGCUGAUUUUGAGCGGAGACUGAAGGAUUCGCGUGAUCUGAAUGUGAGAUAAGCCGUGAAUGCCGCCGACCUCUCUUUAAUCCGCUAACCAGUGCAAGAUUUACAGCUUCUGGAAGCUGAACAAUUAUUUUUGACAGCAGGAUAUGCUCUUUAAUUAACGGCGAUGGGAAAUGUAGACAGUGCCCUCGGACAAUUGGAGGUGGAUCGGGACAAAGGGGAGGUAUUUGAGGACUGGACAAUGGCGCCUGGAGAAUUAGGGGGUACCCCUGUAACAGUUUUCUCAGCUGCACAUCCACCUACUUCUCGUAAACGCCCAUACAUUGAACGUGGUCUUCAGGCAAGCCGAGUUUAUCGUCACCCGGGACUUCUCAAGUACAUUGAUGGUGGAAUAAUUGGGGGAGAAGUUGUAGUGGUUACAGAGAGAGCAGUUCCCUUACUUCAUCAAGACUUGGGAAUGUUUUCUCCACUUCAUAUUUCUGCUGGGUUACUGUCAAUCAUUGAAACACUUGUCUUCCUGCAUGACAGGGCGGGUGUUAGUCACAACAAUGUAAGUCCAGCUGGAAUUUUUGUCACCUCUGAUGGAGCAUGGAAACUGUGGGGUCUUGAAUAUUCAUGCAGCUUUGGAGAACUGACUCGGGAUCACAUUGAACAUAUAAAUAGUUACUGCCAUGAAAAGUCUGUUCCACCUGAUGAUAAGUCUAGAAUCUCCCCUUCAUACCAACAUGCAAGAGAUUCAUAUGCAUUUUCUUGCUUAGUAAAAGAAAUCUUGACUCCUGAUAUUGUCACAGAAAUAGCUGGUGCAGAAGACUUUUUGAAUGUCAUUACUGAGAAAGGUUUGAGUAAAGAUUGGAGUAAAAGGCCUCGCUUGGUAGAUCUUGCCAAACAUCAGAUCUUUAGUCAUGAUUUUCUCAAAAUUCAUGACAAUUUAAGCAAUGUCGUUCUUCUUCAUGACCACAAGAGAGAAGAAUUCCUCCAGAAUGUAGGAGAACAUUUGAAACAAUAUCCAGAGGAGCUAGUGUCAAGUACUCUGGCUGGUGCUCUCUUAAGCCGACCACUCCUUUUACAUCCUGCGGCUGUAACUCAUCUUAUGCCAAUGGUUCUUACACCAAAAACAAUUGAUGGUACAGGUGGAUUGUUUAGUGAAAAGGUAUUUGAAAAAGACAUUGUACCACAAAUAAUUCGCCUCUUCAGUGUGCAUGAUGCCACAGUACGGAGCAUACUUUUAUUAUACUUGCCGCAUUAUGUACAUCUGAUCUCAAAGGAUAUUUUAUCAGAUGAAGUUUUACCUGAACUUCUGCUUGGGAUUCGGGAUUCAAGUGACACUUUGGUUAUGUCAACACUUCAUGCACUUGCUCACUUGGUGCCCAUCCUUGGGGCUAAUACAGUUAUUGGAGAAAAUCGACAGAAUCUCUUCACAACUGCAAAGCCAAAGGCAACUCCCAUUUUACCAGUGAACAAAGUACUAUCACCUCAUCAAGUUAACUCAGUUAAACCCAAAAUAAUAUCGAGCAAUGGUGAAAAUAUUAACUUCACACCAUCAUCAGAUAUAUCAAAAGAAUCAGAACCUCCACCACCUCCCCCGAGGUCUAUAUCUCUACCACCAGAAUCUGUUUCUCAGGAUGGUACAUCUGAGAUAACUUCACUGGAUAAUUUAUCAUUAGAUAGUUUGCUCAUGUCUCAGAUACCCGAGAGAAGUUCACCAGAUGGAGGGGAAGAUAGUGGUAGUCCAACAAUUUUACCUGGAGUGCCAGGAGGGGUUAAUUGUAGUGACAAUGAAGCUUGGUCUGACUGGGAAGAAAUGCAGGAUAAUACGCCGUCAGAGGAUUUUUCAAACGUUUUACUAUCACUUAACCAGGACCAUUUGAAAGAAGAUUUUCUUUCAAAGGACAGUUUGAAAGGAACAGGUGUGCAGAAGAUGAAGGGAGUUUCAUUUAUAGAUGGUGUUAAUAAAAAUGGUGAUACUACUAGUGAUAAAAGCAUUCACAACUCUGUCACGAGAAAGGAAAGUGAUCUCAGUACUAAUAAAGUUCCAAAGCAAAGCUCGGGAAUGAAACUGACUGGCUUUCAGUUUAAGGAGAGUCCUGAAAUUAUAACUUUGAAGAAGCAAAAGAAUCUUAAUCUUGGAGAAGAGUAUGAUGUUUUAGCGAUUAAAGUGAAAAAGAAACAUGAUGAGGAACUGGAUCUCUUUGCUGACAUAGUACCAAAAUUUAGUACAAAAAAGUAUGACCUUGAAACAAUGUUGAUUGAGGCAAAGUCAAAGUCUCAGUCAUUACAGAAAGAAAGGUCACCAUCUGUAUCUGAGACAUUAGCUGGACUGGAUAUUAGUGGAGCUGAAAUUGGAGAAGCCUGGGAGGAGGAUAGUUGGGGCGAUCAGAUUGACUUUACUGUUGAUUCACCUGUAAUGGCUAGGAGUGAUGUGCUUUCUAAGACUAAAUCUGAAGCAGGUGCGUCUUUGGACACUUCUGGGGCAUCUUAUGAUGAAUACAAUGGAAAAAUCAAGGAACUUGAAAAGUUUACAUUUCAAAAACCAUUGUUAAAAAAUAAUAUUGUGACUAACAGUGAAGAAAAAGAUGAAUGGGAUAAUUGGGGUGAUGAAUUUUAACAUUUUUAUUUUUGACAUUACAACAAAAUUAUUGUUAAAACAGUAUAUACAUCUGUAAAUACGUAUAAAAGUUCUCAUUCAGUAGUUGCAAGUUAGGUCUGACGUAUUAUUUUUUAUGCCAGUUUUACAUUCCUUGUAUUUUUUUUUUUUUUUGGUAAUGGUGAAAACAAUUGCUGGUGUGUCAUGUUGAGUUGUUUUGACCUUUAUAUUACUAGUCGUUAAUUUUAGUGGGACCUGAAUGGACUAAUGUUAGUGUUUGUUGAGUAGUAGCAAUAUAGUAUUUUUCUCAAUGGUCAUUGGAUAUGAAAAGGUACAAAACUUUUCAUGGUAAAGAUAGCAACUUAUAGCUCCCCAUUUUCAGUGGAUUUUUUUUUUUAAAGUUAGAAGCCAUUAAAGGGUAUUUAAAUCCAGCAUUAGUUAUUACUGAAGAGGGUUUUUACCAGUCAUGCAAUAUACUUAGUAUAUUCUGAAAUUGUCAUUAAUAUAUAAUCUAGGUCAUGUGGAAUUUGUCACCCACAAGCUGUGUUAGCAUUUCAGAUAUAUAAAAAAUUAGGUAGCAAUUUUUUUAAGCUCCACUAUCUACGAAAAUAUCGUAAGAGUAAAUAGUUUUGUGGCUAUGAGCUUUCCACAUAGCUCGUGAUGAAGCACAGAUGCCAGUUAGUUCCUUGCAUACACAAUCUUUUAUUUUUAUCGGAUUUCCAGCUGGCAAUAGAAGAUUUAUCCUAAUGUUAAGACCUCAGGUUUGUUAGUUAUGAAAAAUACAGAUUAAAAAAUUUGGCAUUUUCUAAAUAAUUGUGCAUAAAUAAGUUUUAAUGAAUGAACUUUUUUUUUUAAAGUAAAACUUUGGAUCUUUCCUUGGUAGUGACCCCAGCAAAGUUCUGGGGUCAUUAUCUAUGACUAAUAUUUCUUUGGCGCCAUUAUGUUAUAUUUACAAUCUUUUGUUUAUGUUUUUACGGCCAUCGCCAAUGGGCUUGUACUGAACACGCUGCAAAGGUGGUUACAUAUCCGGUUAAACGCCUUUGGGGUCACUAUUCAGGAAAGUUCCAAUACUUUUAUCUGGUCACAGACUAAAAUAUUUUAUUUACUUAUUUCAGUUGACUUUUGUUAUUGUAUACAAUUUCUUUAGUCUCAAAAUAAUUUUGCUACCAUGUGUAAACUUAGAUCUUACAGGAAGAGAAGAGCUUAGGUGUAAAUAAAAAUAAAAGUGAUGUGUGGGCUACUUUACAACUUAUUCUUAAAAAAUUGUUACACGACAGUAUUGUUGUCAGUUCACGAUACAGACAACCAGGCCAAGAGAAUAGCUGCAUUGUAUUAAGAAAAUGGUAAUAUCAUCACCAAGUUUCUUCACAUUUCUGUAGACCAAAAUCAAACAACUCAACAUUUCAUUGUGACAGUUAUUUUGUACAUCCCAGAUACUGUGUACAGUAAAAAGUUGAGCAAAGAAAACUAAUAUAAUAAGAAAUAAUUGUGAAUAAAAAAAUAAGCUACUCAUUUACAUUAUAGUUUCCUGUCUUUUAUAUGAGACACUGCAUAAAGUAUACUAGUUAUAAGUUUGUACAUAUUUGCAAGUGAAACUAAAAUUAAUAGUAUGCACUACAGGCGAGCAAGCAACAGACUGUGUUAAAACACUUCACAAAAACUCAGUGUAAUGUGCAGUAUAUGGAAAUUUACUAUCAGGAAUAAUUACUAUUUGAAAAUAUACUUUAUAAUGGUCUGUAUUAAGCAUAAACAUAUGUACAUACUGUACUGUGGUUAAACUAAUGAAUUUAAUUUUCAAAAUUAUAAACAGUCAUCUGGACAUUUGACUACCACAGAAUUAAUUUUUUUAAUUUGUUGGCUUUGUAAAGUUUAUAAUAUUGAAUUUCAUGUUUGCAUGUACUGAAUGCAUAAUUCUGAAGUCACAUAAAAAUAUUAUAUAAUUUAUGACAGCCAUAUCUUAGAAUUUAAAAUCUUGUUCCCUAACUGUGAAACUUCCAAUGACCUUGUUCCUCGACAGUAGAUUUUAUGUUUAAAUGUACUGUAUAUUCAUAUGUACUGUCUGCUAUGUCGGACAACUGAAUUUUCGUGCAUUGUGUUUGUGUGUGCUAAUCAGAUUUUUAGGCACUUAUUUUAUCAACAAUGCCUGUGAUGUUGUGAUAAAUGAAUCAAUGUCUUAUUGGCCAUUGCUACAUAAAAUUGAACUGGGUGAAUACAGUGAACAUUUUUUAAUGCAAAUUUAUGUAAUAAAUGGGGUUUGAAAGUUACUGCAACUUUUAGGUAGGUAAAAGAAUCAAUCUCUUAGAUGUAUCAUUUUAGAUUUUGCUUUAGUGUAGUUCCUGUAUGCAGUAUUUGAAAUAAUGAACUAAGGAAAAAAUGCAAGUUGGUCAACUUAUUUCACAUGAUGAAUUAAUUAGUUAUAAAAAAAAAAUUUCUCCUUGACAAUGAUGGAAAAUAUAAAUUUUCGCGGCAUAUUACAAAAUUGGUUAGUAACUUUUUAAUGUGUUCUUGUUUACAUAAUCCACUAUUUUAAGGUACCCUGGUUGUGGUUGUGAUCUAUAGAUCUUGUCUCCCCCAAUUUUUAUUUUUUAAAUGGCCAAUGAUGAUAUUAUUGAAACAUAAGCUUUGGAGGUCUAAAAUUUAUGUAUCCUGUAAAUAUAUGUACUAUUUAAUAAUUGUGUGAUAUAUGUAGAAUAUUUAUUGUGUUAAUAUGUAUACAAGGAAUGAUUGUACUUCCUGGGAUAAGUGUCAUUGAAGUUUGCCUUAGAAAAGCUAUAAAUUAGACUACCUGCACAUAGUUCAGGAACUGAUCAGAAUUCAGACAUUGCAGUAUUCAAACAAGCAUCCAGAUUGUUGUUAAGUAUAUUUUUAUUUUAUAAUUGUCUCAUUCUUAGUAGUUGAAAGCUACAAGUGUUUUGUAUUAUAUUAAAGUCCAUUUCCCUCUGAGAUGGUUGAUUGUUAGCAAUUAUUUGUUCUCUUUUUAAUUCCAUGUAAAUUUAUCUAGUCAUUUUGAUUAGGCAAAUACUGUUUUAGACUGUGGUUACCAUUAUAACUUUAGUGCAAUGCCUCUUUUUAAGUUUGUCAGCAGCAGUGCACCUUAUGCCAUAGUUUAUUCUUUAGAAAAAUAAUGGCUACUGGUUAAAUAUGUAUACAUACCUGCCAGAACAUUAUAUACUGAUUAUUGCAUCACUUAUAAAAGCCAUGUAGGUGUUGCUUCUUCCAUCCACAUUAAAAUUAUGUUAUUGGUGAAUAAUUUUUAUUUGGUGCUGAAACUGUGGAAACAAUUUAGAAUUUUAACAAUUACUGUACAGAAUCUGCACAAAUUUAAAUGUUUAUAAAACGAUCCUUUAUCACUCAUUGUUUGAAUAAAAGAUGCUUUAUGUUG
This is a messenger RNA of Macrobrachium nipponense, 6010 nucleotides long. RefSeq names its product protein-associating with the carboxyl-terminal domain of ezrin-like. Gene Ontology annotation, molecular function: protein kinase activity; ATP binding. Lineage: Eukaryota; Metazoa; Arthropoda; Malacostraca; Decapoda; Palaemonidae. Gene Ontology annotation, biological process: protein phosphorylation. Bases 211 to 2649 code for a protein of 812 amino acids. The transcript is spliced from 11 exons. The record is from RefSeq and is a predicted model, not a curated record.